AUGGGGAGAAAGGAUACUGGGCUCAUGAACAAAUAUGUUUAUGAUGCCUUUUUAUGGACGUUUUCUAUCCUGGUGGAGCUCUUCUUCCGCGAGGUGCACCCCCGCAGCUCAUGGAAGGUGCCUAAGGAAGGCCCGGUUCUGUUCGUGUGCGCUCCGCACGCGAACCAGUUCGUGGACCCCCUGAUUUUGAUGCGGUGCGUAAAGAAAGAAACCGACCGCCGAAUCCAUUUCCUGAUCGCCGAAAAAUCGAUGAAGAGACGCUUCAUAGGCGCAAUGGCUGGCUUGACGGGCGCCGUCUCUGUGGGACGAGCCAUGGACUCGACGAAACCCGCGAAGGGCAAGAUAUACCUCCCCGACCCGGUCAACGAUCCAUGCCUGCUCCGCGGUGUAGGCACUACUUUCCAGGAGCCCCCAUUCCAGGUCGGCGGCACUCUAUAUCUCCCUAAGGUCAACGAAGCUUCGGCGAAUGCAGAGAUUCAGGAGAUUAUCAACAAUGAAGAGAUUCGGCUCAAGCGACCCUUCAAGGGAGGUGUCGCGAUGCAGCAGUUGACUGGGAGGAACGACAUGACUGAGGCUGGAUCGUUUGUAGCUGGAGCUAGGGAGAAGAGCGGGACGGCCCCUGAUUUCGAAGGAAGUGAUUUCCAAGUCGCGCCCAAACUCAAUCAGAAAGAGGUUUAUGACAAGGUACACGCUGUGCUACAUGCCGGCGGCAGCAUUGGAAUCUUCCCCGAGGGUGGUAGUCACGAUCGGACAACUUUGUUGCCUCUGAAAGCUGGUGUUGCCAUCAUGGCGCUUGGUACCGUUGCGGAGAAGCGUGACUGCAAUCUCAAGAUCAUUCCAGUGGGCAUGAACUAUUUCCAUGCACAUAAAUUCCGCUCACGGGCGGUUAUUGAAUUCGGUACAGCACUGGAUGUUCCGUUGGACCUCGUGGACAAGUACACUGGAGAUGGCCGAAGGGAGGCUAUCGGGACCAUGCUUGAAAUGGUCCGCGAAUCUCUCGAGACCGUGACCGUGACCGCGCCUGACUAUGAAACCCUUUUGUUGAUCCAAACCGUCCGCAGACUUUACAACCCCAAAGGCACCAAAUUGCCGUUACCCAGGAUUGUUGAAUUGAACCGCCGACUUGUGAAAGGUUAUGAACGAUAUAAGGAUGACCCACGCAUUGUCUCCCUCAAAGAUGCUGUCGUAGCCUACAACAAGCGCCUCUACGCCGUUGGUAUCCGGGACCACCAAGUCCAAUAUGGGAAAUAUCCUCUUCACUAUAUCUUCUUCCUCUUCUGGUGGAGAGUGAUCAAGAUUGUUACUCUGUCGAUCUUUGUGAUUCCUGGAACACUACUCUUCUCCCUAGUUUUCAUCUUCACGAAGUUGAUCUCCAUCAAGAAGGCCAAGGAAGCGCUCGCGGCGUCCAACGUUAAGGUUCAGGCUCGUGAUGUCAUGGCCACAUGGAAAUUGCUCGUUGCUCUCGUGGUAGCGCCUUUGUCAUACACAUUCCACAUCGUCUGGGUCACAAUCUUUUACCGUUACGGCUGGUUCGAGUGGGCGGUCCGACCCGGAAUUCCCCUGAAAUGGCUCAUCCUGGCGCAAAUGAUCAUCUACCCGACCGUGACAUACGCUGCACUCCGCUUCGGCGAGGUCGGCAUGGACAUCGUCAAGUCACUCGGGCCACUUAUCAAGAUGAUGGACCCGUCCUCAAGCAACGAAAUGGUCAGACUACAAGAACGCCGCGAAGAACUCUCGAAAGCCGUAAACGAAAUCAUCAACACACUCGGACCCGAAAUGUUCGACGACUUCGACUCCAAGCGCAUCGUCCACGACCCCUUCACGCACUCGCCUCCCCAAACCCCCGGCGGCACGCGCCGAAAGAGCCUCGACGACUCUGCCGUGUCCCCCUCGAGCGAGCGUCCCCCCUCCAGCCACCUCCCCCGCAACGAAUCCUUCCACGACAUCGCCAACCAAGACCUCUUCUCCACCCGCCCGUCCACGCCCAAGAAAAGCCGCAGCCGCAACGGAUCGCUCGGUGGCUUCCAGCUCAAGGCGUUCAGCACGCUGGACGGCAAGGACAGCCUUGACGAGGUGUCGAAGAAGAUCCGCGGCGCGAUGAGGGAGCGCGGAAGGAGAAGGAGCAGCGGCGGGGCCGACGGCUGGGACGGUGCGAGCAGUGGUGCUACGACGCCGACUACGGGUAGCGAGGACCAUGAUUUCCCAGAGGGUCUCACCAUGACGAAGAAAAAUAAAUAG
Molecule: messenger RNA, 2238 nt
Organism: Aaosphaeria arxii CBS 175.79
Lineage: Eukaryota; Fungi; Ascomycota; Dothideomycetes; Pleosporales
Exons: 4
Coding region: 1-2238 (745 amino acids)
Biological process (GO): phospholipid biosynthetic process
Cellular component (GO): endoplasmic reticulum membrane
Molecular function (GO): glycerone-phosphate O-acyltransferase activity; glycerol-3-phosphate O-acyltransferase activity
Source: RefSeq, a predicted model, not a curated record